AUGUGCAGGAACCGUAUGAGUAAAAAUAUCAUAUCAACUUUGAAUCCAGUAAGGACUUUUAGCAGUAACAAUAUGUUAAGGUUACCUUUUAAGAUCAAUUUAAAGCCUAUUGAGAAGUCUAGUAUAGAUAUUACUCCAAUAAAUAAUACUAUAGGUAAUGCAGAGCCAAGAAAAAAUAUCGAUAGUAAACUUACCAAAAAAUUUCAAACAGGUGCAAUUUAUGAUCCAUUCGAUUUUUCUUUAUCCAAAAUAUAUUUAGAUAAAAAAAAUAGUUCUAAAAAGAAUUCUAUUAAUGAUUAUUUUGAUGUCUAUGAUAUCAAUCCCCUCGACCUUUACACAAGUCCUGAUGUUUUAUCUAAAUUUCUAAGCUCUACUGGAAAAAUCUUACACAGGGAUGUUACUGGUUUAUCAGCCAAAAACCAACGUAGACUAAGUAAAGCAGUGAGAAGGUGCCAAGCAUUUGGUUUAAUAUCAAAAACUCAUAGAGAUAUUUCCAUGCUUCCAAGCAUAUCGUCAGGAAAGUUAUAG
Tetrapisispora phaffii CBS 4417 is the source of this 528-nucleotide messenger RNA. RefSeq names its product mitochondrial 37S ribosomal protein bS18m (gene RSM18). The record is from RefSeq and is a predicted model, not a curated record. Gene Ontology annotation, biological process: mitochondrial translation. Bases 1 to 528 code for a protein of 175 amino acids. Gene Ontology annotation, molecular function: small ribosomal subunit rRNA binding; structural constituent of ribosome. NCBI's taxonomy places the organism in Eukaryota, Fungi, Ascomycota, Saccharomycetes, Saccharomycetales, Saccharomycetaceae. Gene Ontology annotation, cellular component: mitochondrial small ribosomal subunit; ribosome. The transcript has a single exon.